AUGAUAACUACAUACAAAUUAAGUAACAGUAAGUGGUUUCAACGAUUAUACAAAAUAAAAGACAAGUGGUGUACUGGUUUGAGCAAAGACUUCUUCUCUGCUGGGAUAUUAUCUUCUCAAAGAAGUGAGAGUACUAACAAUGCAGUUUGUUUUAAGGCAAACAAAAACACAAGAUUACUCAAACAUGCUUCUGAGGUAUACACUCUGACUCUAUUUAGGGAUUUUGAAUUUGAAUAUGGUGAAGCAAUUGGUUCAUUUUCAAACAUUGUGGCUAUGGAUGGUUACAAGUUGUAUUAUGAAGUGUACAAACAGAAUGAUACAGAAUCAAAGCAAAAAGUAACAUUUGACGCUGCUGCACAAAGAAUAGCUUGUACAUGCAAAAAUUUUGAGGAAGCUGGAUGGUUAUGUUACCACUGUAUACGUGUGUUACAUCUGCACUAUAUUCCAAAGAUUCCUGAUUGGUAUAUAACAAAACGAUGGACAAAACAAGCAAAUGCAGAUUUCUGGAAGAAGAUGGAUGAUACUGCAAUAUUAUCUAGUCAACAAAACAAAUUUAUCCCUUGGCGUCAUAAUAUGGCACGGAAGUACUAUGACUUGAUAGUAAGAAGUCAAGGGCAACAAGGAACUAGGAAGAUAUUAGAGCAAGGUUUUGAAAGAGAUUCUAAGGAGGUAGAUACAUUCAGAAAUGAAAAUGCUGUCAUGGAAGUAACUACAGAUGCUAAUAUUACAGACAGAGUUCCUACUGUUGAAGUACUUGAUCCAGAUAGAGUUAAUACAAAGGGAAGAAAUAAGAGAGGAAAAGGGCAUUUUGAUAAUGCUUUGAAAAAGAAAAGAGGAAAGGGAUCAAAGAGUAAUUCAACAGAGUAUGGUACUACAACUCCAGCUUUUACAACACCGGCACGUUUAUUUUAA
Spinacia oleracea (spinach) is the source of this 912-nucleotide messenger RNA. Its product is annotated as protein FAR1-RELATED SEQUENCE 5-like. The transcript is spliced from 2 exons. Bases 1 to 912 code for a protein of 303 amino acids. The record is from RefSeq and is a predicted model, not a curated record. NCBI's taxonomy places the organism in Eukaryota, Viridiplantae, Streptophyta, Magnoliopsida, Caryophyllales, Amaranthaceae. Gene Ontology annotation, molecular function: zinc ion binding.